AUGCCACCAAAGAAGAAGGUUGAAGAAAAAAAGAUUUUAUUGGGUCGUCCAGGUAACAAUUUGAAAGCUGGUAUUGUUGGUUUAGCUAAUGUUGGUAAGUCCACUUUUUUCCAAGCCAUUACUAGAUGUCCAUUAGGUAACCCAGCUAACUAUCCUUUUGCUACUAUUGAUCCAGAAGAAGCCAGAGUUAUCGUUCCAUCUCCAAGAUUUGAUGAGUUAUGUAAAAUUUAUAAAAAAGCAGCCUCUGAAGUCCCAGCUACAUUAACUGUCUAUGAUAUUGCUGGUUUAACUAAGGGUGCUUCUGCCGGGGAAGGUUUAGGUAAUGCCUUUUUGUCUCAUAUUCGUGCUGUUGAUUCCAUUUAUCAAGUUGUCCGUUGUUUUGAUGAUGCUGAGAUUAUUCACAUUGAAGGUGACGUCGAUCCAGUUAGAGAUUUAGACAUUAUUUCUACUGAAUUGAGAUUAAAAGAUAUUGAAUUUUCUGAAAAACAUUUGGAAGGUAUUGAAAAAAUUACGAGAAGAGGUGGUCAAUCUUUGGAAGUUAAGAACAAGAAAGAAGAAGCCAUUGUUGUUGAAAAAAUCAUUCAGUUGUUAAAGGAUGGCAAUAGAGUUUACAACCAAACAUGGAAUUCCAAAGAAGUUGAAAUUAUCAACAGCAUGCAAUUGUUAACUGCUAAGCCAUGUAUUUACUUGAUCAACUUGAGUGAAAGAGAUUACAUUAGAAAGAAAAACAAGCAUUUGUUGAGAAUCAAGGAAUGGGUUGACAAAAACUCUCCAGGUGAUUUGAUUAUCCCAUUUUCCGUUUGUUUGGAAGAAAGAUUGUCCCAUAUGACCGAAGAAGAAGGUGCUGAGGAAUUGAAAAAAAUCGGUACUAUUUCUGCCUUACCAAAAAUCGUUACUACCAUGAGAAAGAAGUUGGAUUUGAUUUCAUUUUUCACUGCUGGUGAUUGUGAAGUUAGGGAAUGGACCAUUAGAAAAGGUACUAAAGCACCUCAGGCUGCUGGCGUUAUCCACAAUGAUUUAAUGAAAACUUUUAUUUUGGCAGACAUUAUGAAAUAUGAUGAUCUUGUUGAAUAUAAAGAUGAAAAAGCCGUUAAAGCUGCUGGGAAAAUGCAACAAAAGGGUAAAGACUAUGUUAUGGAAGAUGGUGAUGUUGUUUAUUUCAGAGCUGCCGCUGGUAAAACUUAG
This is a messenger RNA of Saccharomycodes ludwigii, 1185 nucleotides long. It is a transcript of the gene OLA1, whose product is annotated as Obg-like ATPase. Gene Ontology annotation, molecular function: ATP binding; GTP binding; ATP hydrolysis activity. Gene Ontology annotation, cellular component: cytoplasm. Lineage: Eukaryota; Fungi; Ascomycota; Saccharomycetes; Saccharomycodales; Saccharomycodaceae. The record is from RefSeq and is a predicted model, not a curated record. The coding region runs from base 1 to 1185 and encodes 394 amino acids. The transcript has a single exon.